Molecule: messenger RNA, 2197 nt
Organism: Populus nigra (black poplar)
Lineage: Eukaryota; Viridiplantae; Streptophyta; Magnoliopsida; Malpighiales; Salicaceae
Product: putative disease resistance protein RGA4
Exons: 1
Coding region: 341-2197 (618 amino acids)
Biological process (GO): defense response to other organism
Molecular function (GO): ADP binding
Source: RefSeq, a predicted model, not a curated record
AUGUGAGAGAAAUACACAGUUUGCUUACGAGAGAUGAGCAUAUAAUAUAUGCCUAGCGACUUGGCCAAGCGGGACGAAGACUUUUACAAACCAGUAAGCAAAUUCAAGUAGACAAAUUCCGUCUUCAAAACACAGCCAUGUUGCUUCUCUGAAACUUCAAUAGCAGAAGAAAAGCUCAUCACCAUACACUUUCACCUUUGCCAUUUCUCAUCUCACACUGCCCUUUAUUCUCAAUAUUUACUUUACCGUUUCUUGCUCCCAUCCCCUGCUUUUAGUUUUCCUCGCACCUUCUCUACUUCUUCUUCUCAACAUCCAUUUCUUUUCCAUUCCAAGACAAGCUAUGGCUGAUGCAAUUGUUUCUGCUCUCGCGAGUACAAUCAUGGGGAACUUGAAUUCCUCAAUUCUUCAAGAGCUUGGACUUGCUGGGAGCCUAGAGACUGAUCUUGAACAUCUCGAGCGCACGUUCAUAACUACUCAAGCUGUGCUCCAGGAUGCAGAGGUGAAGCAGUGGAAGGACCAGGCUAUAAAGGUGUGGCUCAGACACCUCAAGGAUGCAGCUUAUGAUGUUGAUGAUUUGCUAGAUGAGUUUGCCAUUGAAGCUCAGUGGCAUCAGCAGCGAAGAGAUCUCAAAAAUCGACUAAGAUCCUUCUUUUCGAUCAAUCAUAAUCCACUUGUUUUUCGACAAAGGAUGGCGCAUAAAUUGAAAACUGUGAGAGAAAAACUGGAUGCCAUUGCCAAUGAGAAAAACAAGUUCAAUUUAACACCACGAGUUGGGGACAUAGCAGCUGAUACCUACGAUGGACGGCUUACUAGCUCACUCGUGAACGAAUCAGAAAUUUGCGGAAGAGGCAAGGAGAAAGAAGAACUAGUCAACAUCCUGCUCUCUAAUGCAGACCAUCUCCCUAUUUAUGCUAUAUGGGGAAUGGGGGGACUAGGGAAAACAACACUUUCUCAAAUGGUCUACAAUGAAGAAAGGGUUAAACUGCAAUUCAGUUUGAGGAUCUGGGUGUGUGUAUCUACUGAUUUCGAUGUAAGAAGAUUAACAAGAGCCAUCAUAGAGUCCAUUGAUGGUGCCCCUUGUGGUCUUCAAGAAUUGGAUCCCUUGCAACGACGCCUCCAACAGAAGUUAAAUGGAAAGAAGUUUUUGCUUGUAUUGGAUGAUGUGUGGGAUGAUUAUGGUGAUAGGUGGAGUAAAUUGAAGGAGGUAUUAAGGAGUGGAGCUAAAGGUAGUGCUGUCAUAGUAACUACGCGUAUUGAGAUGGUUGCUUUUAGAAUGGCAACAGCUUUUGUAAAGCACAUGAGGAGAUUGUCUGAAGAAGAUUCUUGGCAGUUGUUUCAACAGCUUGCAUUCGGGAUGAGAAGGAAAGAGGAGCGGGCACGCCUGGAAGCCAUUGGAGUAUCAAUAGUGAAGAAGUGUGGUGGUGUUCCUUUAGCUAUAAAGGCACUAGGGAACCUAAUGCGGUUAAAAGAAAGUGAAGAUCAGUGGAUAGCUGUCAAAGAAAGUGAGAUUUGGGAUCUAAGAGAAGAAGCAAACGAGAUCUUACCUGCUUUGAGGUUGAGUUACACUAAUCUAUCACCACAUUUGAAGCAAUGCUUUGCGUAUUGCGCUAUAUUUCCAAAAGAUCAGGUGAUGAGGAGGGAGGAGCUGAUUGCUUUGUGGAUGGCAAAUGGCUUUAUUUCUUGCAGAAGAGAAAUGGAUUUGCACGUCAUGGGUAUUGACAUAUUCAAUGAACUAGUGGGAAGGUCAUUUCUGCAAGAGGUCGAGGAUGAUGGAUUUGGCAACAUAACAUGUAAAAUGCAUGAUCUUAUGCAUGAUCUUGCACAAUCCAUUGCAGUACAAGAGUGCUAUACGACAGAAGGCGAUGGGGAGCUGGAAAUUCCUAAAACUGCCCGUCAUGUAGCAUUUUAUAACAAAUCAGUAGCUUCGUCUUCUGAAGUUCUCAUGGUCCUAUCACUUCGCUCACUUCUUGUGAGGAAUGAACAGUAUGGGUAUGGAAGGGGAAGGAUUCCUGGUCGAAAACAUCGAGCCUUGAGUUUACGUCUCGGGGUGGAGAAAUUGCCAAAGUCAAUUUGUGAUUUGAAACAUCUAAGGUAUCUAGAUGUAUCAGACUCCAGGAUCAAAACACUGCCUGAAAGUACAACCUCUCUCCAAAACCUCCAGACACUAGAUCUGAGAGGUUGCACUAAUCUCAUCUAA